AUGUCUUUGAAAAUAAUCCCCUCCGAUUCAAGAGAAUCUGAAGUUUCAUCCACUCACUUCAACGCAGCAUCCAAGAAUGCACCAUCAUUAUCAGAAACAUUACAUACCCAAUCAGGGCCAGUAAAUAUAUCGUCCAAGAUAAACAAUCUUCAUCCUUUGCAAUCAAGAGUUAAUAAUUGGGAACAAACCCAACAAGAUACCAGAUUCGAAACUUAUAGGCGUAUAUUUGGUGCUGGUGAACCUAUCAAGAGAACAAUGGAGUUGUCAAUUGUUGAAAAUACCGAUUUUAAGCCUCAGGUAUUGGGAGGCAGUGAUCCAAUGCAUAAAGAUAUGUUGUUAGGUAAGGAUAGUAGCUUGGAUUGGGAGGACGUUUAUCCUAACGGAUUAAACCAAAACGGCAACAACGUAAUGGACAUGCAUGGUGAAAUAGAAAAGAAAUUAGGUCUUUAA
This is a messenger RNA of Lodderomyces margitis, 450 nucleotides long. RefSeq lists its product as uncharacterized. The transcript is spliced from 2 exons. Gene Ontology annotation, biological process: proteasome assembly. Lineage: Eukaryota; Fungi; Ascomycota; Pichiomycetes; Serinales; Debaryomycetaceae. The record is from RefSeq and is a predicted model, not a curated record. Gene Ontology annotation, cellular component: nucleus; cytoplasm. The coding region runs from base 1 to 450 and encodes 149 amino acids.